AUGAAUGCUCAAAAACAACCAAGCAAAUUCAUAAAACCAUCGGUUCCAACCCCUUCAAACCUUAAACACUACAAGAUAGGCUUCAUCGAUGAACUUGCUCCGUUCAUGGAUGUGGCGAUCGUUCUUUUUUUCACCAAAAAUACCAAUCACAACUCAAAGUUUGGUGAUCAACUAGAAAAAUCCCUAGAAAAAACCUUGACACGAUUAUACCCUCUUGCCGGCAGAUUUGUUGAAGAAAGUCAAACCAUUGACUGUAACGACGAAGGUGUUGAGUUCAUACAAGCCAAAGUUAACAUCAAACUUGAAGACAUUCUUGGGCUUGAGGUAAAUGCUAGGUCGAUUAAAGAACUUCUUCCAUUGAAAACAAUACCUCAUGACAAUGUUCUUACAAUUCAAUUAACCACCUUUGAGUGUGGAGGUGUGGCACUUGGUGUAAGUGCUACACAUAAGGUUGUUGAUACAUCGACGCUAUGCACAUUUGUAAAUGAAUGGGCUGCUAUGAACCGCGAAGAAAAUGAUAUCAAAUUCACAACGCCAGGUUUCAUUUCAUCCUCCUUGUUUCCUGCCCGUGGUGUUCGUCCCAUUUUAAUACCAUUUAUUACCGACGAAGACUUGUUAAGCAAAUAUACAUGGAAGAAACUUUCAUUCAGUGAGAGUGAUAUAUCCAACAUGAAAGCAAAGGCUAUCACAAAUGCACGAAUAUCGAAGGUACAAUUGGUAUUUGCGACCAUAUGGAAAGCUCUCAUUGGUGUUGAUCGCGUGACACAUGGUUAUCUAAGAGAGUCUAUGCUCUCCCAGGCGAUAAAUCUAAGGGAAAAAAUGGCUUCUCCAAUACCCAGUUAUUCUUGUGGGAAUCUUUGGGGACUUUGUUCCACGACUGUUAAAACAAACGAAGAAUUGGAAAAUCUUUUAAAUUACUCUGUGAAGAAAACUAUAGACGAAUACUCAAAGGUACACCAUGAUAGCGAACAAGGGCAAAUGAUUGUUUUGAAUUCUAUUUUAAAUGUAACCAACACUCCUUUGUCAACAAACAUGAUUAUCUCAACUAGCUGGUGUAAGUUCCCUUUUUAUGAAGCUGACUUUGGUUUCGGAAAGCCCAUUUGGGCGGUUCCUUGGACGACGCCUAUGAAAAAUGCAAUGCUUUUGAUCGACAAUGCGAAUGGUAAUGGAGUGGAUGCAUACAUCUUUCUAGAAGUUAAAGACGUCCCUUAUUUCAAAGAAGGUCUAGAUGUCAAUGUUUUUAAUGCUUAG
Messenger RNA from Helianthus annuus (common sunflower), 1251 nucleotides. Its product is annotated as pelargonidin 3-O-(6-caffeoylglucoside) 5-O-(6-O-malonylglucoside) 4'''-malonyltransferase. The transcript has a single exon. The record is from RefSeq and is a predicted model, not a curated record. Lineage: Eukaryota; Viridiplantae; Streptophyta; Magnoliopsida; Asterales; Asteraceae. The coding region runs from base 1 to 1251 and encodes 416 amino acids.